AUGUUGCUCCCAGCUCCCCUGUCGCAAUACGUCUUCUCCAUCCAGUCAUUGAGUCGCAAAUGGUCAUCUCAUGCCCAAUCGCGACGUAAUGACAGCCAAAGACCCCUCGCCCAACGUCUGACCGAUGUGUUUCUCCGUACAUGGGACCUGGGAUUCACCGCGUUCGGAGGCCCUCCCGUACACUUCCAAAUCCUCCAUGGCAGGUUUGUCGAGUGCAAGGGUGGGAAAGAGCAGUGGUAUCAAGAACUCUUCGCUAUCUGUCAAGGCCUUCCUGGCCCUGGAAGUACGAAGAUGCUGUUCUGCCUUACCUUGCUCCAUGCGGGAGUUAUACCGGCCCUAAUGGCUCUGCCCGGUGCAAUUGGAAUGUAUGCCCUCUCAGUCGGCGUUGGAAAUCUAAGCCGUACUCUUCCCGAGCCCGUCUACGCCUUGCUGUCUGGGCUCAACGCUGCGACAGUCGGCAUUGUCGCGGUAUCUGCUGUACAACUCGCGGAAAAGGCUAUCUGCGACAAAAUUUCUCGCAUUCUGAUCAUCUUCGGUGCCUGCGCUGGUCUCUGCUAUAACACGCUAUGGUAUUUCCCGGUGCUGAUGCUUAGCGGUGGCUUAGUCAUCGCUGUUUGGGAUGGAUGGCUGUAUGCCCGAGUCCAAAAGGCCAAGACUGCUUGGCGGAAUAGACGCAACCGCCCCAUGGACUCGGAGGUGGCAAAUACGACCCCUGUAGAGAUGGAGUCUAUACAGCCUGGAGAAGCGGAGAGAAAUGUGACGAUACGCUCAAGGAAGAAGCAUAAUUUGGAAGCCCCGAGCAGUUUGCCUGUCAAUACAGCUGGAGCGUCGAGCUCAGCACGGUCAGCCGAGACCGAAGUGACCCAGUCACCAAACUAUGUGAUUCGAAUCCGCACUGGAUUUGCUAUAGUGACGGUUUUCUUUGCCUCCUUUAUUGCGCUCCUCGUCGCAAGAGGCCAACUAGCCACACCUCCCUUAGUGCUGGAUCUAUUCACAAGCAUGUAUCUCGCCGGAACGGUAAUAUUCGGUGGGGGCCCCGUCGUGAUCCCACUUCUGCGCUCCUACGUCGUCGCCCCUGGUUGGAUCUCUGGCCGAGACUUCCUCAUCGGUCUAGCCAUCAUUCAAGCCUUCCCAGGACCAAAUUUUAACUUCGCUGUCUUCCUCGGUGCCUUGGCCCUGCAACCCACGGGGUUCCCCACGGUCUUUGGCGCAUUCCUCGGCUGGUUAGGAAUCUUCGUGCCGGGUCUUGCCCUGGCUGUUGCGUUCCAGAGUUUUUGGAGCGUGCUGCGGAGGAAGAAGUUUGUCAUUCACAUCUUGAGGGGAGUAAACGCUACUGCAAUUGGGUUGGUGUUUACGGCUGUCUACCGGUUGUGGGAGAUUGGUUAUUUGACAUCCCAGAAUAGCUCUGGACAGAGUCUUGCUAGAGAGCCAUGGUGGGUGGUUGUCACUACCAUCUCCUAUGCCGGAAAUGCGUGGUUUAAGGUGCCUCCGGCUGUGUCUAUUGUUAUUGGUGCUAUCCUGGGUUUGUGUUGGUACGGGGCUGUGGGCCGAUAA
Messenger RNA from Penicillium argentinense, 1554 nucleotides. Its product is annotated as chromate transporter. Lineage: Eukaryota; Fungi; Ascomycota; Eurotiomycetes; Eurotiales; Aspergillaceae. The transcript has 4 exons. Gene Ontology annotation, molecular function: chromate transmembrane transporter activity. Bases 1 to 1554 code for a protein of 517 amino acids. The record is from RefSeq and is a predicted model, not a curated record. Gene Ontology annotation, biological process: chromate transport.